Messenger RNA from Linderina pennispora, 1899 nucleotides. RefSeq names its product Sec1-like protein. Gene Ontology annotation, cellular component: Golgi membrane; cytosol. The transcript is spliced from 4 exons. Gene Ontology annotation, molecular function: syntaxin binding. The record is from RefSeq and is a predicted model, not a curated record. Gene Ontology annotation, biological process: endoplasmic reticulum to Golgi vesicle-mediated transport; intracellular protein transport. Lineage: Eukaryota; Fungi; Kickxellomycota; Kickxellomycetes; Kickxellales; Kickxellaceae. Bases 1 to 1899 code for a protein of 632 amino acids.
AUGGAGUCGUUACGCCAGAAACAGAUUGCUGCGCUGCUGCGUAUGCUCCAUUUGAACGAGCAACCGCCGGCAAUUGACGAGCAAAAGGCCGACGACGGGUCGAACCAGCCGAUAUGGAAGGUUCUGAUAUUCGACAAGUUCUGCCAGGACAUUGUGUCGACAGUGCUGCGCGUCAACGACCUGCGCGACAACGGCGUCACAGUGCAUAUGCUCCUGGAGUCGCAGCGGUCGUCCAUCCCCGAUGUGCCUGCAAUCUACUUUGUGCAGCCCAAGCCUGAGAACAUCAGGCUGCUGACUGCAGACAUGGCCAAGGACCUGUACGAGCUGUACUAUAUCAAUUUUUCGUCCUCGCUGCCACGCACCCUGCUGGAGGACCUGGCGGUGCAGACAACGGCAUCGGGCACGUCCCAUCAGAUCGCACAGGUGUAUGACCAGUACCUGGACUUUGUGUGCCCCGAGGAAAACAUGUUCUCGCUGCAUUUCCCUGACACAUUCGAGGCGAUACACAAUCCGGCCAUGACGGACACAGCAAUGACAGCACUGAUCGAUAAGAUCGUGUCGGGUCUGUUCUCGGUGCUGCUGACGCAAAAGGUUGUGCCAACGAUCUGUGCGCCACGCGGCAACGCAGCCGAGAUGGUCGCAACGCGCCUUGACGCCAAGCUUCGCGAGCAUGUUAUGAACAGCAAACACAAUCUCAUGCUGGUGCACUCGUGGACGUACCAGUCGCUAGUGCACGACGUAUUCGAUAUCAACCUGAGCCAAGUCACGUUCGACCAGACCGAUGAUGCUGGCCGCACAACAAAGAAGUCGUACGAUCUCAAUGUCAGCGACACCUUCUGGGCGAACAACGCUGCCCUGCCAUUCCCCGAGGUCGCCAUCAACAUUGACGAAGCGUCGAAUGCGUUCAAGCGUGAGGCCGAAGAGAUCACGCGCAUGGGCGGCGUUUCUUCGCUCGACGAGGUAACGAACCUCGACAUGGGCGCCAGCACCAAGCAGCUGCAGAAAGCCAUCACGUCGCUGCCCGAGCUGACAGCACGCAAGACGUCGAUUGACAUGCACAUGAACAUUGCCACGGCACUGCUGAAUGUGAUCAAGGAGCGGCAGCUCGAUCUGGGCCGCCAGACCAAGGCGACAAUUCUCGAGGCGAUCAACGACCCCGAGAAGAAGGACGCAGCAGACAAGCUAAGGCUGUUUGUGCAGUUUUUGCUGGCCAACGAGCAGCUGCGCCAGACUGAUAUCGAAGAGCUGGAGGCGGCGCUGAAGAACGCUGGCUGCGAUAUGGCACCGGUCGAAUACAUCACCAAGCUGCGCAACCUGAGCAAGGUCGCGUCAUCAGUAUCGUCGCCCAGCGUCAACGCCAACAGUGCUGGCCUUGGCUCCGGUGGGGCUGGAUCCAGCGACCUGUUGGGAAAGUUCUCGUCUAUCGGCAACCGUCUGACUGGCCUCACAGACAACUCGAGCAUUGGCAGCAUCUUCUCUGGUGUGCGCAAUCUCUUGCCGUCGCGCAAGCAGCUGCCAGUCACCCGGAUUGUUGAGGCAGCCAUGGGCGGAACUCCACGGGCCUCGGCAUCGGCAUGCGGUCCGCAGCUAGCUCCGUUGUCGGUGGAAACAGCAGCUCAGCAAUGCGCAUGGUCGAGGACUUUGUCCACUUUGACCCCAAGCAGGCGCGGCGCGGAACUGGCCGGCUCAAACGGCGUGCGGACUGGCAGAGGGAGCCACGACAGUGCUGCACAGGAAGCCAUCGUGUUUGUUGUUGGCGGCGGCAAUUACGUCGAGUACCAGAACCUAACCGAGUUCGCCCAGCGGUCGACGCCGCACAAGAACAUCGUGUACGGCUCCACCGAUAUCGUCAACUCGAAGCGCUUCCUGGAGCAGCUCGCGCGACUCAACCAGAACUAG